Mytilinidion resinicola is the source of this 2199-nucleotide messenger RNA. Its product is annotated as Rgp1-domain-containing protein. The coding region runs from base 5 to 1999 and encodes 664 amino acids. Gene Ontology annotation, biological process: retrograde transport, endosome to Golgi. Gene Ontology annotation, cellular component: Ric1-Rgp1 guanyl-nucleotide exchange factor complex; Golgi membrane. The transcript is spliced from 3 exons. The record is from RefSeq and is a predicted model, not a curated record. Lineage: Eukaryota; Fungi; Ascomycota; Dothideomycetes; Mytilinidiales; Mytilinidiaceae.
GGUUAUGCCGGGCAGCGGGAGCCUUUUCUCAGGGUCACCACCGUUUCGCUCUUCCGCACAACACCAUUCUCCUCUUAUAGGAUCCUCCACACCACCCGCGAUAUACGAGACUGGCAAUGAAUUUCCGCUACCUGCUCGGCCGUCAGGCCGACGAAGGCCUGGCAUUUCUACAGCGCCCAGCACGCCAGCGCUGCCUACCACGACGCGAAAGCCUUCGGGCUCAUUCUCACAAGCCUUCAAAUUCCCUCCUGCUCCCCCUCCUCCAAACAACGUACCCGCAAUGUCUCCCUCAACACCCCCAGAGUCUGCCAUCAGCCCCCGUGCACGAACGCCGCAGCUUCGCGGGAAUUCUCCCCGGCCGCCAGAAGAGCCUCCGCCUGGAAUAGAAGUCUUGUCACCAAUUCCGCGUAUAUUGUCUGGAUCCAGCAUAAAUGGCACCCCAAGGAGUAGCGGGGAGUUCUACUCUAUGAGCAAUAACUCGUCGGAGACGCUGGCAUCGGAAUACAUACCUCCAACGACCGCUCGAUUGCUCCCGAGACCGAUUCAUAACAGACAGGGGUCACGCUAUAAUGGUCAAAGCCAGACGAAAGCUCCAGAAAGCCUGAUGAUGGGAUAUGCACAGAUCAUGGGUUCGUUCACUCUGGACGGCUCUCUGAUAAACCAGGCACCAUUCGAAGAAGUCAAGAGGAAGGGUGUUGUUGGCGGCCAGGGCGGCGGUGGCGUGGUUGGCGUAGAACGAACGAAGAGAGAUAGUGGGCUGUUCGGUGCACUCGGAUGGGGAAAUAUUGGAGAGUCUCUAGGUGGUCUUAUUGGAAACUCCGAGCCUUCCAGCAUUAGAGAGAUGAGGGGUAUCGCCAGUUUGAAGACCGUUCCAUUGAUCACAACGCCUCAGUCAAUUCUUUUCGUUGAUCUCCGACUUGCUCCUGGAGAAAGCAAAAGCUACCAGUACACGUUCACGUUACCAAGUGGAUUACCGCCCACUCACAAGGGGAAGUCUAUGAAGGUAGAAUAUCAUAUUACCAUUGGAACUCAGAGACCGGGAUCUGCCAAAGACCAGCAGAUAAAGCAUGUCGAUGUUCCUUUUCGAGUUUUCGGAAGUGUCAACAGUCGUGGUGAGAUACUGGGGCAUGAUUUGAUGUCUCCAUAUAUUCUCCUAAAAGAUCUCGCCAAGACUUCAACCGUAGACCCUAAUGCGCUCGUAUCGAACGGAAUCUCGAAAUCGCCUGCGAAACAGCCUGAAACCGAGGAUCCGCUUUCAGACUUCCUGGGCUACGUAGAUAACCUUCUAGAGAAACCUCGCCAAAAUUCGAGCAUGGGCCUGCUAUCGCCUACCGAACCUAUCCCUGGAAGGCUUUCAGUGGCCGAGGAGCCCGAAACGAUGAAAGAAGCCAUCGAUCUAGCGAUCCUCCGGAGCAACGUCACCAGCGCAUCCAACCAGAGCGCCAACAGAUUCGAAAUCGCCCGCAGCGGACGACGCGUAGCUGUCAUUAUGCUCGCCCGUCCCGCAUACCGACUCGGCGAGACCAUAUCCGCUGUUAUUGAUUUCAAGAACGCAAAUAUCCCGUGCUACUCGGUACACGUGUCGUUAGAGACCUCCGAGAAGGUCGACCCAGCCAUCGCGCUGCGCUCAAACGCUAGCAUCUACCGCGUAACGAGGAAAGUGCAUGCGUCCUUCGCCGAGAACACCCUUUUCGCUCAGCGCUUGUCUUUCUGCCCUACGAUCCCGCCGAAUAGUACGCCGGAGUUCAUCACUAGCGGCGUUAGUCUUGAGUGGAAGCUAAGAAUCGAAUUCAUCACGCCGCGCCUCACGCACGAAGAUGGCGAUGAGGCGAUCUGGAACGAAUUGCUCGAGGAGAUAUCUAGCGAUGACCGCGGUGUCAUACUCGGCGCAGUGGAGAGGCUGCCGUGCGAUAGCUUCGAAGUCGCUGUGCCUGUGAGGGUUUAUGGCGCGGUGGCUGGUCCUGGGGAGGCUGUGGAUGCGGAGGGCCUUGCUGUCUAAUGAGUUCGUGGGUCGUGAUAGCAUGACGCCGGGUUGGAAAAUCUUGGGUGCUGAAGGUGGCGUUAGGGCUGCUAUCUGCUACUUGUACAUUAUGGGCCACAAGAGUUAAUGUGGUUUUCGGCCAUGCUAAAAGCGAGGGGAGGGUCGAGCUAGAUCGGUUCAAUUAGAGUAUAUUCUUUUACACGGCCUUGAAAUGCUGG